CCUGACGUCGCGCUGCCCGCCGCGGGGUUUAUUUGGCUCCGGGUCCCUGGCCGCCGCCAUUAGAAGUCCGCAGCGUCCGAGGCCGCCCCCCCGUCCGCUCUGCCCCCGCCCCUCGGGCCCCCCGCCUCUGCGCCUGCUCUCCGCCCCUCUUCCCCCGCCUCCGGCAGCCGGGGAGCCGAGCGCGGGCCCGCGGAGACCAUGUCCUGACUGGGGCGAGCGGGCGGGCGGAGGCGGCAGCAGCGGGGCGGGCGGGCGGCGGCGCCGAGGGAGGCGGAGAGGGGCCGGGCUCGGCUCGUCGCCGCGGGCGGGCUGUGCGGGAGUCGUCGCCGCCGCCGGGCGGGCGCCCAGCGUCAGACGACGAGGAGGAGGCGGAGGAGCGGGAGCUGGAGGAGGAGCCGCCGCCGCCAGGAAUAGCUAUUCACAGUAAGACAGACCACUUAUCACGUUGUGCAGUAUCUCCUGAGGAAGUCAGAGUCUGAGCCAGCAUGAAGACUGUCUUUGGUCUGAUUUAAAACUAUACUGUUACUCUAACCAUGUGCAAGGUGGAGGUUAUAGCAUGGAAACUAACGUCUUACUUCCUGCCUGACAUAACUCACUUGAAGAAGUGCACAAUGUCAGAACGUGGAAUUAAGUGGGCUUGUGAAUAUUGUACGUAUGAAAACUGGCCAUCUGCAAUCAAGUGUACUAUGUGUCGUGCCCAAAGACCCAGUGGAACAAUUAUUACUGAAGAUCCAUUUAAAAGUGGUUCCAGUGAUGUUGGUAGAGAUUGGGAUCCUUCCAGUACUGAAGGAGGAAGUAGUCCUUUGAUAUGUCCAGAUUCCAGCGCAAGACCAAGGGUUAAAUCUUCAUACAGUAUGGAAAACGCAAACAAGUGGUCAUGCCACAUGUGCACAUAUUUGAACUGGCCAAGAGCAAUCAGAUGCACCCAGUGUUUAUCCCAGCGUAGGACCAGGAGUCCCACAGAAUCUCCUCAAUCCUCUGGAUCUGGAUCAAGACCGGUUGCUUUUUCUGUUGAUCCUUGCGAGGAAUACAAUGAUAGGAAUAAACUGAAUGCAAGGACCCAGCAUUGGACCUGUUCUAUUUGCACAUAUGAAAACUGGGCCAAGGCUAAAAAAUGUGUUGUUUGUGAUCACCCCAGACCUAAUAACAUUGAAGCAAUAGAGCUGGCAGAGACUGAAGAGGCUUCUUCAAUAAUAAAUGAGCAAGACAGAGCUCGAUGGAGGGGAAGCUGCAGUAGUGGUAAUAGCCAAAGAAGAUCACCUCCCACUACAAAACGAGACUCUGAAGUGAAAAUGGAUUUUCAGAGGAUUGAACUGGCAGGGGCUGUUGGCAGCAAGGAGGAACUUGAAGUGGACUUCAAAAAACUAAAGCAAAUUAAAAAUAGGAUGAAAAAGACCGAUUGGCUAUUCCUCAAUGCUUGUGUGGGGGUUGUAGAAGGUGAUUUAGGGGCCAUAGAAGCUUAUAAGUCAUCAGGAGGAGAUAUUGCACGUCAGCUCACUGCAGAUGAAGUACGCUUGCUGAAUCGUCCUUCUGCCUUUGACGUUGGCUAUACCCUGGUACACUUGGCUAUACGUUUUCAGAGGCAGGAUAUGCUAGCCAUAUUGCUUACAGAGGUGUCUCAACAAGCAGCAAAGUGUAUUCCAGCAAUGGUGUGUCCUGAACUGACAGAACAAAUCCGGAGAGAAAUAGCUGCCUCUCUUCAUCAGAGAAAGGGGGAUUUUGCUUGUUAUUUUCUAACUGACCUUGUAACAUUUACGUUGCCAGCAGAUAUUGAAGACUUGCCCCCAACAGUUCAAGAAAAAUUAUUUGAUGAGGUGCUUGAUAGAGAUGUUCAAAAGGAGUUAGAAGAAGAAUCUCCGAUUAUAAACUGGUCUUUGGAGUUGGCUACACGUUUGGACAGUCGACUUUAUGCCCUGUGGAACCGGACUGCGGGAGACUGCUUACUGGACUCAGUACUGCAAGCUACCUGGGGUAUUUAUGACAAGGACUCAGUGCUUCGGAAGGCUCUUCACGACAGCCUGCACGACUGUUCACAUUGGUUUUACACACGCUGGAAAGAUUGGGAAUCGUGGUAUUCGCAAAGCUUUGGUUUACAUUUUUCAUUGAGAGAAGAGCAGUGGCAAGAAGACUGGGCAUUUAUACUUUCUCUCGCGAGUCAGCCUGGAGCAAGUUUGGAGCAGACACACAUUUUUGUGCUUGCACACAUUCUUAGACGACCAAUUAUAGUUUAUGGAGUAAAGUAUUAUAAGAGCUUCCGAGGAGAGACUUUAGGAUACACUCGGUUUCAAGGGGUUUAUCUGCCUUUGUUGUGGGAACAGAGUUUUUGUUGGAAAAGUCCAAUUGCUCUGGGCUAUACGAGGGGCCACUUCUCUGCUUUGGUUGCCAUGGAAAAUGAUGGCUAUGGCAACCGAGGUGCUGGUGCUAACCUGAACACCGAUGAUGACGUCACCAUUACGUUUUUGCCUCUGGUUGACAGCGAAAGGAAACUACUCCACGUGCACUUUCUUUCUGCUCAGGAGCUAGGUAACGAGGAGCAGCAGGAGAAGCUGCUCCGCGAGUGGCUGGACUGCUGCGUGACGGAAGGCGGCGUGCUGGUCGCCAUGCAGAAGAGCUCGGGGCGGCGGAACCACCCCCUGGUCACGCAGAUGGUAGAGAAGUGGCUCGAUCGCUACAGACAGAUUCGGCCGUGCACGUCCCUGUCUGACGGGGAGGAAGACGAGGAUGAUGAAGAUGAGUGAAGGCCAGCAAGGAAGCAGAGCAGGGCAUCAGAUCUGUGUGGCCGCGGUUAGCGCGGUGCUCCAAGCAGAGUGCACGGUGUGGAAAGAACCAGACCCAGUAGGAUCUGCUCAGUUAUUUUUCUGGUCCACACCCAGUGGAGAUAAUUAAUGCAUCUGCUGCAUGAGGAGACAGAGAACUUGGGUUGAACUACAAUUUGUUUUAAAAAAAAAAAAAAAAGAAAAAAAAAACAACAAAAAAACCACCCCAAAACCUAAUUUUAUUGACAGACCUUUUUUUCCCCCCUUUGAAAUUGUAAAUCUGUCUAUAAUGUAACGCAUGUGGUUGUGUAAGAAAUUGUGAAAUAGGAAAAAUUGUACCAGCAUCUCCAUAUUGAGAAUUUUUUUCAGCAUGGGCACUAACAAAAAAACAAAGCACAUGGCAGACAACUCUUUAGUCCUUUGAGAUAAUCUCUUCAAUAGACCUGGCAUUUUCCUUUCACCUUACAAGAUCUAAUUUACAUGAACUCUCAGCGAUGUGGAAACUACAAAUUACCCACACCAAAACAUAAAAUAAACAAGCUUUUUAUUUUAAUAGUAUGUGCCCAAUCAAAUCUUUUAGGAACUACAGGAAAAGCUGAUUUAAAAAAAAAAUUGAAUGAACUUCGUAUAUACUUUACCUCUUUGUAUUGAAGAGGUCUUGGCUUCCUGUUGCUUUUAAGUUCUCUAAUUCCCCCCUUAGUAUUUAGAUAUUUAUUUGGAAGAGUGCCCUAAAAUAAGGGGCCAGACUCUGGGCAGAGGUCCACUGCAUCUCCCUGGACGGGGAGGGAGCCGGCUGGCUUGUCACGGACUAGAUUGUGUGCGAUUUGCUCCUGUGGACCCCGCUGACAGCGUUCUGCUCCCAGAUUACCAGGCAGAGGGCCUUGGGCUCUUCCUUUCUCCUCUUAUCACCUCUGCUCUAAGCACGUGCUGUCAGCAGGGUGACCCUUUGCUCAGGCGGAUUGGGAAUGCCAGUUCAGUACAGAAUAAAGAAUUUGAAAAUGGAUUGAAUGGAGGUGGUCAGUGUAUUUUCUAUGAUGAACUUUGGUGUAGACUGAGAAUUUUUGCAUGCUGGUUUGUUGUAGUUAUUCCUAUUUAAACAAAAUCAGACCGCUUCAGGUAUACAUUCAUCACUGGGUAGAUUUCUGACCUAUCUCAGGAAUAUGACGACUGACUUUGUGUUCACCUAAGCACUUUGUGGGAGAUUUUAGUGUCAAGGGACUUGCAAGACACACAGUCCCAUGCCCCUUUGAUGAAAGGCUGUGAACUUUCAUUUGCUUCUUUUUAGAUGGUCAUGAAAUGUGUACGUCAAAUUUCUUGCUGGAAUACAAAAACCCCAGAAAUGUCCACAAGCUGUCAUGUCAGCUCUUUCUCCCCUGUGGAUACUCUGAAAAUGUGUCCCCAGGAAGAAGGGAUGAUUUCUGCUCCAUGCUCAAACUGCAGGGAAGCCAUUUGCAGCCAGUCCAUGCAGAUAGAUGGGCCUCAGUGCAGGGGUGCUAUGGUCCUCCUACAGAUUCAGUGUGAUGCUGUGACUGCUUACCAUAGCAUUCCUCUCAUUGGGAGGGUGGGAGGUGAGGGGAGGAAGUUCCCCUAGUGAAACCCACCUUCCUAAGUGGAGAGGCCAAAGAGAAAUGCCAGACAGGAUGAGCGGUCUGGUCUUGGGUUUGUGUCACACAGAAGUGCUGUCCAGUCACACAGCCUUGGCAACUGAGCUCUGUUCUGUGUGGUGCCCUGUCCCUUCCCCUCUAAGGUCUGGUGGCUCUGGCCACUUGACAGUUCCUAGGCUUCAGCAAUGGGGUUUUAGAUGGCUUCACAGCAGACAAAGUGGUUGUUAAAAGGCUAAAAUUUUGGUAAAAUCAAAUGCUAUUUUAAGCUCUUGAACUAUUAAAUGGCCAUAAUUAUUACUCCAAGAUAGAGUAUGUCCUUUGUCAAAGGUAGCUGGGUGUUGUAGAUGGCAUUAUAGCAACACUGUGUGCACUUGUAUGGUCUUUUCUGUUUUCAUCUGUUUUUUCUUUGGAGUCAAUUUAUAGAACUUCCAAAGGGCUGCUGGAGCAACCAAGAUCUAAUUAAACACAACCCAGGCAAACCAUG
Molecule: messenger RNA, 4844 nt
Organism: Perognathus longimembris pacificus (Pacific pocket mouse)
Lineage: Eukaryota; Metazoa; Chordata; Mammalia; Rodentia; Heteromyidae
Gene: Zranb1
Product: zinc finger RANBP2-type containing 1
Exons: 11
Coding region: 534-2738 (734 amino acids)
Biological process (GO): protein K29-linked deubiquitination; positive regulation of Wnt signaling pathway; protein K33-linked deubiquitination
Cellular component (GO): cytoplasm; nucleus
Molecular function (GO): K63-linked polyubiquitin modification-dependent protein binding; cysteine-type deubiquitinase activity
Source: RefSeq, a predicted model, not a curated record